This is a messenger RNA of Prunus armeniaca (apricot), 1530 nucleotides long. Lineage: Eukaryota; Viridiplantae; Streptophyta; Magnoliopsida; Rosales; Rosaceae. The record is from the annotation of a GenBank genome assembly.
AUGGAAAUGGAGGUUGAGCAAGUGUUUUUGGCUCAAGAAGUUGACAUUGACUACGAGUUCGACGCCGCUCGGUGCUUUAACUUCACCAGAGAGGAAACUCCGGCGGAGGCUCGCCGAGCCGAGCUCUGGUUCGAGUCUGCCAAGAGCUACCCGCCGUCUCCUUUUGUGACAAGGUUAGUACUAGGAGCGGACAUCCUCCGGGAAAAUGUAAACAUCUCCCCAAAAUCCAGAGCCGUGGAGAAUACAAAUGACGGCGAGUGUGAUAUGGGUGGGGGCGAAGAAGUAUGUGCAAUGGAUGUAAAUAACAGAGAUUGCGGAGGAAUGAAUAGAGGGAUAUUUGGAAAUUUACAAAAAGUUCUAAAUCAACCACAUGGAACGGGUACAGGAAUGACAUUCUACAAUCACUUAGCCGGUGAUAAGCUAAAAGGUAAAAGUAAAUCUUCUGUAAAGCCAUCUUUCCCCAGGAGCUCAACUUUGAUGAAACCUACGGCAAGUCAGCUCGCUAAGCAAAAUCUGAAACCUCAAAUUGGCGGUUCCAGAUUUCAGAUGCUGCAUUUUGAAAACAACGAGAAGAGCUUAUGUAGUUCUUCUGGGGUUGAAAGUCAAGCUGCCAAGAGGCAAAAGCUAGAUGGAGGUCAUUUGCGUAAGGUUACUGACACAAAGCAGCAAGCUAAUUUGGUUCACAAGGUGCCUAAAAAGGAUGAAACUUUUGAUAAAACCACUGCACAUGCCAAGUUGAGACUUACUAUUCCAAGAGAGCCAGACCUUGAAACAGCAUAUAGGGCACAUAGGAUAAGGCCUAAGAAUGUGUCCGUGCUAGAACAAGUGACAUCAGCUCAUCGAAAAUUCAAAGCUCGUCCAUUGAACCGAAAAAUUUUCGAGGCUCCUUCAUUGCCACUCCCAACAAGGAGCACUCCAAAGUUGCCAGAAUUUCAAGAAUUUCACCUCAAGACAAUGGAAAGGGCCAUGCAAAAUACAUCUGCUGUUUCAUCAUCCUCACAUUGUUUCAAUGAUCCUGAGAAGGGUUUGGACAAACGUAGUAUUUCUACUGUUGCAGAAAAUGGAAACAGAGAAUCUAGAAGACCAAGUACGGUGGAUGGUCCCAAGCAGGAUGGAAAUGAAGUAAUGCAAAAAUUCAAAGCUCGUCCUCUUAAUAAAAAGAUUUUAUCUAGCAAAGGAGAUAUUGGUGUUUUCUGGAAUAACAAGCGGGAAACCACUGUACCAAUGGAAUUUAAUUUUCAGACAGAGAGGAAAAAUCAGCAGUUUCCACCAACGGAUCUCUUCAGUAAGCUGUCUUUGACAUCUGAGCUCCAGCCAAAGAAUGGAUCACGGUUGAAAGUGUCUCAGCCUACAUCUUUAUCUAUGAAGGACUCAAAAGAAAAUAGAUCGAAUUUUUUCCAACCAGAACACAAGAUAAUGGUCAAAGAAAAACCUUCUCUGUUUGGUGCAAAGCAGGCUCAAUAUGGGGGUGACAGGUGCACCACUGAUGUUGAUAACAAAUUGAGGAUGAGGAGUUUUGGCGUCCGUUGA